CCCGAAUCCUCUUUUAGGAGCGGGGGGUUGCGGGGAUGUCCCCGGCGAAUACAGAACUACAGCGAUUGCUGAAGUGAUGAUUACGUUAGGAGAGAUAAACUGGGACUACAGAAGCAGUUGGCAACCUUCAACGCCUGCAAUUUUUCGUCGCACUCGGAACCAGCGGGCCAGAACCGCCCCGAGUGGGCCAGAACAGUUUUGGCCAGAUCGGCUCCUGCAGAUUUCCUGUUCCUACCUCCAGAAAAAUCCUAUCCAUAAUAUGUUUUCUGUGGGACACACCAUUUGAUCUAUCUGUCAUGAAACGAACAGCAGAUGGCUGCCUCCUACUGAUAUCAACAGUAAAAAUAGUUUCUUUUUUCUUCCCAGGUUUUUUAUGAUUUCAACGAAAAGAAGUGAUCUAAUCUGUUUGUAGACUUUUGAUUAACUAUUAAUUAAUCAACUUAUUUAUUUUGUUCGGCAUUUUAUUAUGAAACUGCAAUUUGGCAGCCUGGCAACCUUGCUUCGAAUACUCCGGCACCACCUGCGAGGGAUUACAACCCAGAACUUCAUUAAGACCGGUUUUGAACAGGGCACCUACUCAGUGCUGCUAGUGCCGCGAGUUCUCACAGCAGAGGGCGCACAGCGCUCUGGUGUCUAUGUGCACAAGGAUGAACUGCAUCUAGAUGAAAUCAAAUGGUUUGAGGACAUGGACUGGGGAAGAGACAGAUUUCUGAUGCCGAUUCUGAAAACAUCUAGUUAUGGUCAUUACGUACUCCACGUUGGACUGAUCGACACUAAGUAUUUCGAGUCCAGGGAACAACUAGAUUCUCUGUAUUCCAAGGACUGGCAGGACGCUGAGCCAUGCUAUCCAGACGCCACAGUUACAACCAUCGAGCAAGUUUCGCUUCGGGAAGCACUGAAACUAAUGACCGUCGACAUUUGGUGCAACAUGGAUUAUUUUUUGGCCAAUCGGGACGAGAUGGAAAAGGAUUUAGCUCGCAAGUUGCCUAAUCUGGAUUUGGAUGAUAAGGAUUUGUUGAAGCAGUUGGAAGACGAACUAUUUUAUAUACAAUCUGUGAAGAUUUUCGGUCGAGAAGAAGGCGAUGAUGAAAAGUCUACAGUGACCUUCACAGACUUCCGUCAUUUGUUUUUUGAUGGGAACGAAAGGUUUGGGACUGCCAGGCAUGGGAAACACUACGUGGUUUUCUUUCACGUCACUGGCUGA
Darwinula stevensoni is the source of this 1204-nucleotide messenger RNA. The record is from the annotation of a GenBank genome assembly. Lineage: Eukaryota; Metazoa; Arthropoda; Ostracoda; Podocopida; Darwinulidae.